CAAGAUUUUUUGGAUACGAAUUCGACCUCAAACGAAGUCAUCACUUGACCACUUCAGCAAACAAUGGGACAAGCGAUGCAUUAGGCAAACAAAAGCAAAUACACGAAACGUGAUCAAAGUAUCCAUUCGAUUUAUGGCUUGUGCAUCCAAAACUGCCGGACAACCGGUUCCAUGCGGCCGGAUUCAUCGAUCAAGUCAUUGUGCUGCUUCCGUUGCCGUCGGCAUAAGUUGGCCAAACAGUUUUGGGCAUAUAAAAGCCAUUGGAGAACAUCGCAUUCACAGCACACAUCUUUCGUUGAGCGCAGUCUAAACACUUGAAAUCAUGAAAUUCCUGAUCAUUGCCCUUGCCUUCCUGGCCUGCGCCUUCGCCGAUGUCUCGGAGCUUUCUGGCUACGACUACCAGCAGCCAGCCCCUGCUCCCGUGGAAACCUACAUUCCACCUGCACCCCCAGCACCCGCACCCGCUCCCGUCGAGACCUACAUCCCACCCGCGCCACCAGCACCCGAGUACAUCCCACCUGCUCCUGUCCAGGCCGAGGAGCCCAUCAUCGAGGAGAUCGAGCAGCCCGCCCAGGACGGCUACCGCUACAAGACCGUUCGCCGCCGCGUCUUCCGUCACCGCAACUAAAUUGAAAGCCAUUUGUUAUUGUUAAUUUGUUGACUCGAGUGCAAUUGCUGAAUACCAUCUUCGGAAAUUCACUUGGAGAGUAAAUAACUGUGAAAAAUUAUUCGUUGUCUUGUACUUCUUUGGUUGUUAUCAAAG
Molecule: messenger RNA, 763 nt
Organism: Drosophila santomea
Lineage: Eukaryota; Metazoa; Arthropoda; Insecta; Diptera; Drosophilidae
Product: lysine-rich arabinogalactan protein 19
Exons: 3
Coding region: 323-628 (101 amino acids)
Source: RefSeq, a predicted model, not a curated record